Molecule: messenger RNA, 321 nt
Organism: Colletotrichum abscissum
Lineage: Eukaryota; Fungi; Ascomycota; Sordariomycetes; Glomerellales; Glomerellaceae
Exons: 1
Coding region: 1-321 (106 amino acids)
Source: RefSeq, a predicted model, not a curated record
AUGUCACCCUUUCGACGACUCCUUCCGAGACUCGGAUCCCCCAUUUUGGCACACCGAGGCCCGCCCCCCGGUCGGCCGGGCAUAGGACCUCGAAAGCCGCGGACGCCCAUGCAUAUCCGCCUGGCACUUUUUUGUUCCUUCCAUCACUUCGUACCGCCUAGUCGGCUGGUUCGCAUCAUCCUAUCCAAAUCACGGAUUAGUAUCCCACUCAGCAUGGGAUUUCAGUUGCCUCUCUUUGGCAAAGUUGCCCACUCUGCUUCUCUCACCGGUCACCAGCGGCGGCACGUUAAAAUCUGGGCAAAUCUGCAGCCCCCAAAAUAG